This is a messenger RNA of Dentiscutata erythropus, 489 nucleotides long. The record is from the annotation of a GenBank genome assembly. NCBI's taxonomy places the organism in Eukaryota, Fungi, Glomeromycota, Glomeromycetes, Diversisporales, Gigasporaceae.
AUGGCUACAAACAAUUUAAUAAACGAUCUUCAAAAACCUGACUUCACUUUGGACGAAACUAAUGAAAAAAAGUUGUUCAAAAAUCUCGCGCCACUUGUUAAAAAAGUUUGGGAAACACAACUAGCUGAAAUCAUUGACAAGCUUUGUAAAUAUGCUACACAGAAAAAAGAAGAAUUAUGUGAUAUUGCUGGCAUUGGAUUGAAAACUGUCAUUGUGGAAAUACCAAGUAAUUUACCAAAUGCUGGCAGUGUAGUGCAGAGAUUGAUUUCAAAACUUCUUUCACAACUAGAAAAUUCAAAGGCCACGUAUGAAGUGCAAAUAGAUACUUUGAAUAUCCUAAGCAAGCUCUUUGCUUGUUUUGGUAGCUCGGUGGGUAACAAUAUAGCAUCUCAAAAAUGGAUUCAAAAUGUUUUGGUGCCUCUGUUGAGCCAUUCGUAUCCAACAAUUAGAAAGAGAACUACUACUGCUCUUGGUAUGCUUGAGUUUUGA